UUGAAGAUGAUAAGAUCCACACAAAGUGUGCACAUCUUUAUCUCAUUCAUCCGUUACCAGCCUGCCCAAAAAUCCGGCCCUUAAAUUCCUAUAAUCCUAUAUAAUCUCAAGCAGAUCAGGCUAACAUAGGAGAGAAAAGAUCGAUGGAUCAGAGGAUAGAACACUCCUACCUGUUAAUCAGAGGCCUGAAGCUUCACAUAGCUCACAUUGGAAAAGGUGAAACUGCAACUCUGCUCUUCGUUCAUGGCUUCCCUGAGGUAUGGUACUCAUGGAGGCACCAGAUGGUUGCAGCAGCAGCAGCGGGGUUCCGUGCUAUUGCACCUGAUUUCCCAGGCUAUGGCCUCUCGGAGCCACCGGCUGACCUAGCACAGGCGUCAUGGGAGGGCCUGAUGAAUGACCUCCUGGCCAUUCUGGAUUCCCUGUCCAUUCCCAAGGUAUUCCUUGUUGCAAAGGAUUUUGGAGUCAAACCAGCGUAUGAUCUUGCUCUCUGUUAUCCAGACCGUGUAUGUGGUGUGGUGAGCUUAGGUGUGCCACCUCUUGUGGAAAGCCUUGGUUUCAGUGAACUUCCUGAGGGAUUUUACAUACACAGAUGGAAGGAACCUGGGAGAGCAGAGGCAGAUUUUGGCCGAUUUGACACGAGGAGGAUCUUGCGCACAAUCUACAUCCUCUUCUCCAAGAGUGAGAUUCCUAUUGCCAAGCAAGGGCAAGAGAUCAUGGACCUUGCAGAUGAAUCAACACCCAUGCCCCAGUGGUUCACCGAAGAAGAUCUCUCAGCAUACACCAACCUGUAUGAGAAGUCAGGUCUCAUGGCUGCUAUCCAGAUUCCAUACAGGACAAAGGCUGUAAAAGCAGAAUGUGCUAAUCCAAGGUUUCAAGUGCCAAUGUUUGUGAUUAUGGGUCAGAAAGACUACAUCCUCAAGUUUCCAGCACUGAAGGAAUACAUGUCUAGCGAAAAGCUGAAAGAGAUUGCCCCAGACUAUGAGAUUACUUACAUCCCAGAAGGAUCCCAUUUUGUUCAGGAGCAAUUCCCUGACCUUGUGAAUCGGAUCAUGAUAGACUUUGUGAGUAAACAUGUAUGAGAUAGCAACAAAAACAAGGUGCAAUUUGACAAAUUGCUAGACUGCAAAAGGUAACAGAUGAGCACGGUAAGAGUUGACUAAGUCCGUGCUCGUGAUGGUUAAGAACCUAUAUUAGUAUUGUAUGAAUAAAUGUGCAACUGAAAAGUGAUCCUUUUCCCGCAGAUUUAAUACUACAAAUUUGUACCAUCUAGCAGGACAUGAUGUAAUAACUAUUUCAACUUACAGUAGAAUAAAUCUGUGCAUUAUGUCAAGAUAUGGGGACCUGGAAACCUGAACCACAAACUAGCAAGAACUAAAUGGUGUCGUAUGCUAAGAUGACAUGAAAUAUUAUAUUAACCUGUAUAAGCCUACUCUAGCAUGUAUGUUCGUGAUUAUGGUUCAGAAAGACUACAUCCUCAAGUUUCCAACACUGAAGGAAUAUAUGUCUAGCGAAAAGCUGGAAGAAAUUAACCCAGACUAUGAGAUUGCUUACAUACAGAAGGAUCCUAUUUUCUUCAAGAGCAAUUCUCUGACCUUGCUAAUCAGCUUAUGAGAGACUUCAUCAGUAAACAUGCAUGAGAUAGCAACAAGCACGAGGCGCAGUUUAAUAAGAUCUCAGUAUUUAAAGUAAUAGUUGAGCACAGUACAUUAACUGAUAUUCACCAGUAAAGAGUGUUUCUUUGUAAUGUGCAACUGAAAAUUUAUCAGUUUCUAGAUUUAAUACGAAAAAAAUUGUACUACCUAGCAGGAUAUGAUGCAAGAACUAUUUCAACAUCCAGUGGAAUAACUCU
This is a messenger RNA of Oryza brachyantha (malo sina), 1849 nucleotides long. RefSeq names its product epoxide hydrolase B-like. The transcript is spliced from 5 exons. The record is from RefSeq and is a predicted model, not a curated record. NCBI's taxonomy places the organism in Eukaryota, Viridiplantae, Streptophyta, Magnoliopsida, Poales, Poaceae. The coding region runs from base 144 to 1079 and encodes 311 amino acids. Gene Ontology annotation, molecular function: hydrolase activity.